Molecule: messenger RNA, 3393 nt
Organism: Ictalurus furcatus (blue catfish)
Lineage: Eukaryota; Metazoa; Chordata; Actinopteri; Siluriformes; Ictaluridae
Gene: pigm
Product: phosphatidylinositol glycan anchor biosynthesis, class M
Exons: 5
Coding region: 283-1521 (412 amino acids)
Biological process (GO): GPI anchor biosynthetic process
Cellular component (GO): glycosylphosphatidylinositol-mannosyltransferase I complex; membrane
Molecular function (GO): GPI mannosyltransferase activity; alpha-1,4-mannosyltransferase activity
Source: RefSeq, a predicted model, not a curated record
CACCCCCUAUUAUUAGUAAGGAUAUAUGACUUUUAUUUUGGAAAGAAAAAAAAACUAUGUCUUUCACCAGGAAGUAAACGAGUUAACUUGUUCGUAACCUAUCUUUUAACUUUACUUAAAAUGUGGUUAGAUUUACUUAAAGCUUACCUAAACAGGAAUCUUGCAAGUGGCCGAUAUUUUAAGAUGAACCCACGAGCGUCGAUGGCGAAGUGAUCCAGGAGAUUAACGGAGCUCGCAGUUGAUUGUGGCAAACUUAUUUUGUUCACUAACAGCCAGUUAAUUAUGUCACGUGGCAACAUGUUUUUAUUCCAACCAAUGAAUUUUGGGACACUGCACAGCGUCGCAUUUUUUAUACGUUUAUUUUUGGUUGGCUUUGGGAUUUAUCAAGACCGAACCAUGGUAGUCAAAUACACUGACAUCGACUUUCACGUCUUUAUAGACGCAUCCAGACUGGUAACGCAGGGUGAGUCUCCAUACAACAGGUCCACAUACCGGUAUACACCACUCCUGGCGUGGAUGUUAUCACCUAGCAUCUACUUGACCUCUCAUUUUGGGAAGCUGCUGUUUGUGAUUUGUGAUGUACUCUCCGGUGUCCUCUUAUACCACAUAUUGACUCUUCGAGGUUUAUCCAGUGAUGCAGCCUGUCAUUUCUCAGCUCUCUGGCUCCUUAAUCCUUUACCAAUUGGUGUAUCAACGCGUGGGAAUGCUGAAGCACUGUUGGCUAUUUUGGUUCUGUCCACUCUCCUGUGUUUACAACUGAAGAGACAUUUUACAGCAGCGUUUCUGUAUGGUCUCUCUGUCCAUAUGAAAAUCUAUACAGUAAUAUAUGCCCUUCCCAUCGCCCUCUUUAUAUCAAAUCACAAGGACUUGAAGAACCAUUACAGAGGUGUUUUUAGGAUUAUCCAAAGCCUUUUCAGUAAGGAUCUGGCUCUAUUUGCUGCUGUUGCAGGAGCUAUGUUUCUUGGACUGACUUUGACUUUUUAUUGCAUGUAUGGCUGGGACUUCCUCCAAGAAACCUACCUCUACCACUUAACCAGGCGGGACAUUCGUCAUAAUUUCUCCCCAUACUUCUACAUGUUUUACUUAACAGUGGAGAGUGAAUGGAGUUUUGUUCUGGGUCUAGUGACUUUUCUUCCCCAGGUUAUAUUGUUGCUUCUUACAUCUCUAGCCUUCUAUGCUGACUUACCUCUUUGCUGCUUCCUCAACACAGCCCUUUUUGUCAGCUUCAACAAAGUCUGCACAUCACAGUAUUUUCUGUGGUACUUGUGUUUGCUUCCUCUGGUCCUGCCACACCUGAGACUCACAGUAAAGCAAGGGAUUGGGCUACUGCUGUUGUGGUUCACUGGCCAGGGCUUGUGGUUGGCACCGGCUUACUACUUAGAAUUUGAAGGACGCAACACAUUUGUGUUUAUAUGGUUUGCUGGCCUGCUAUUCCUCAUAAUCAACUCGGUGGUAAUGGUCCAGAUCAUCAACAAUUACAUACCAAAAACAAUUGUUCAACAAAAAAAGAAAAUGAAAUAAAGGCUGGAAGAAAGAUGAAUGAAUGAGCAAAUAAUUGUAUGUAAGCGUUUUUAAGGUGUGUGUUCAUUUUCUUAAUUCUACCUCUACUGUCUGACAAAAUGGCCUUAAACAGAAUAGGUACUUUAUUAGUCGGUGGCUUUACAGUUUCUUAUUUAUCUGUGUUAUAAGCUAGUAGCACAUAGGCUAUAAAGAUUAACUUUCCAUUUGUUCUCAUUCUGUUUUUAAUGUCUACUCAUACUUUUAUUUGUAUUUUUAAUGGUAUGGAGCGUAGAGAUAACCGUGAAAAGAGGGUGUUUUCUUUUUGUAAAAAAUUUUUAAAAAAAUUUCAGGAAACACGUACUAUUUUUGGAUAUAUAAAAGGUUUGGCUUAAUCAAUGUGGAAUAAAAAUCUAUACAGUCAUUGCUCCAUAAAAUCUACCCCAUAAAACAAUGCCAUUCAUUUUGGAAAUUUUCUGGGAAGACGAGGAAUUAUGUACUCUAAUGAUAAUAAUGAAGUGUAUUGACUGGUUUGUGCUCUUGAAAUAGAAUUGAAUAUUUAUAUUUAAAACACAUGGAGGUGAUACACAUAUCCAUGAAUUUUAUGCUGGCAGUGAUGUUCGUACAGGAGCUGUGGACCUGGUAUUCUGCAUGGCCCGACUCUCUGGAGCUGAUAUGAUGGAUUGUGUGUGACUUACAGUCCAGGAUGGAGAUUGUACACUCCCUCACACAGCAGCAACAGGUGGCAAGCAGCCACCAAAUGCAGAUUUGUGACAAACACUGCAAAUGGAAGCCUAUGUGUAGAGGGAUACUGGGUAUGGCUGUUCAAACUGCGAUGGCACAAGUGCUGAUUCCCCAAGCUUCAGAGCAACUGGGAGUGGCCCUCUGUAGUUGGGAACAGGCUCAGAAGAGGUGUGCUGGGUCCUGACAGCCUACAUAGUAUAUGUAUAAUCUCAUUUUGGAUUUUAGUAUAAGAAAUUUUCCUCCCCAUUUCUCUGUUUUUGUCACUCAGGUCUGGCACCUCUGGUCGUAUGUACAUUGGGAAUAUAUACAUUAUUUGCCUCAUGCCUAACAAAGAAACACAGUACAAUAAACAGUACUUUUUCACAAUUUCAAUUUCCAGAAUUCUGUUUUGCAUCAUAAGGCGCAUAUUCAUUAGGGCCAACAAACAUGCAAAAUGGGGCAAAAAAGAUUCUCCAUAGAUCCUGUUCGUAGAUCAGGUUGAUAACUCCCAAAAACUUGCAAAUAUAGAUUUGUUUUACACAAUGUAACCUUUAGUAAUUUAGGUCCAAAAUUGUAGUAAAAUGACAUAGUAUGUGUUAUGCAAGAGUUUACCGCAUACUGCCACAUUUGAUAAAUUAAUGAUUUUUAAAAAGGGAGUGAGCAGUUUGAGUCUCCACAAACAGUUUCCCAAUAAUCAGAUAACUGUAGCUCAUGAGUAUUUUUAAAAGAGAUAGUAAAGCGUAAAUCCCCCUUUUAAAUAUUGACUGGAAUAAUGGGUUAUAAUUAUGGUAUGAUGAUAAAUAUAAAUGGUUAGAUUUUAAACAAUAGGACAGAAAUGUUAAAAAAUGCAACAAAAAAAAUUGAGAUUACGUAGGUAGUUGCUUUAGAGUGAUAUCGUCCUUACAGUCAAAUUAGUUCAAACAAAGUCGCAUUAAGUAAAACAGUUUCUCAUUCAAUAAAUAUAAAAGUUAUGGUGUAGGAAUUUCAUGUUUGUGUAGCAGUCCUACUAGUCUAGGGAUCAUCAAUUAGAUUUGGCCUGGGGCCCAAACCAAUUAGUAACUAUAGAAACACAAAGAACUGUGUUUGGAAUAUUUGACCUUUGAUAUUUGAAAUAAUUUAAGCCCUUUUAAAUAAAUAACAUCUGUACCUAAUUGCUUAUAACUACAUGUUUUU